Vanessa atalanta (red admiral) is the source of this 1766-nucleotide messenger RNA. RefSeq names its product gastrula zinc finger protein XlCGF57.1-like. The coding region runs from base 95 to 1681 and encodes 528 amino acids. Gene Ontology annotation, cellular component: nucleus. The record is from RefSeq and is a predicted model, not a curated record. NCBI's taxonomy places the organism in Eukaryota, Metazoa, Arthropoda, Insecta, Lepidoptera, Nymphalidae. Gene Ontology annotation, molecular function: zinc ion binding. The transcript has a single exon.
UUGUCAAAAAUGUUUGCAAAAUAGAAAACGUCAAAUAUAUGUGAAAAUUCGCUAAAAAAUAAACAGAUAGGUAUAAUUUUAUUUUUAUUAAAACAUGAGUGGCGUGGAAAAUGCGUACUGUCGUCUUUGUGCCACAUUAAAAUCUAGCACGAAACUCGUAGACCUUGCAAUGGAGGAAGAAACUCGUGAAUCAGUAAUAAACAAAUUAAACAGAUUUAACAUAAACAUGAAUUUCAAUACGUUAGAGGAUAGAUUACCUUGUACCGUAUGUUUAACGUGUAUUAACUCUCUUGAUAAAUCGUUUGAUUUCAUUUGGGAGGUCGAAAAAGCACAAAAAGUUUUAGAAGAUUUAACUGAAAUCAAAAAUAUAAAAAAAGAAAAUCGUGUGUCUGAUGAUGACAUUUACGAAUCAUCUUCACCGGUAUUGGAUGUUAACAUAAAAAUUAAAUCGGAAAGUGACGGUCAAAUUCCCCAAACGGACCUCAAAUCAGAGAAACCCGUUAAAAAGAAGCGAAACAAAAUUGAAGUAAUCCAUGAUCUGGACGGUUUACCUUUAGCUCAGUUAAAAAUGUCCUGGAAGGAUUAUUCAUGGCAAUGUGCUUAUUGCGAAACACUAUUCCCCUCUAUAGAUGAACUUAAAAUCCACUCAUUGCAGUUCCACGAGUGCUGCAACCCAUACAGAUGCACAGAUUGUAAUAUACGUAAAUUAAAACUAGAUAGCUUCAUUGCACAUGUAAAACGUCACCGAAAGUACUUAAAACUGUCUUGUUUCAAAUGUCACAAGAAAUUUUCUAAAACGUCACAUGUACGAAUACACUAUAACACACAUAUUAAAACAAAACAUAUUUGCACUGGCUGUAAUGAAACAUUUAAAUCUUCUGAGGAACUUAAUCAGCACAGCAACACAUUCAACAGAGAUUUACGAAUAAGGCAGCUACCCCCCAUGGCAUUACAAAACUUAAACGACGGUCUUACUUGCAUGAUCUGUCAAAAAACAUUUAAAUACAAAGGAACUCUUACAAAUCAUCUAUUGAUUCAUACUGAACGUAAACGGGAUCACACUUGUGAGAAAUGUGGCAAAAGAUUUCUGAGUAAGCAGAAUUUAGCUGGACAUAUGAUGCUUCAUGAUGAUAUUCGACCUUUUCCUUGUGAAAUUUGUAAGUUUAGAUUCAGAACACCGGGACAACUAAGAAUGCAUGUAGGCAUUCAUGACGGGGUCAAACCAUUUGAAUGUGAUCAGUGUGGUCGAUGUUUUCGUUUGCGGAAACAACUAAUGAAUCAUAGUAUUAUACACACUGACACCAUGCCCUAUGUCUGCUCAUAUUGCAACAAAGGUUUUCGUUUCAAGAGUAUACUAGAUCAACAUAUACGUCAGCACACUGGAGUCAAACCAUAUUCCUGCCAACUUUGUGAAAGACAAUUCACUAAUUGGCCAAAUUAUAACAAACAUAUGAAAAGAAGACAUGGUACGAACAUGGCAAAGAAGAAACGCACACCAAAGGGAGUUUAUCCGAUUGAUCCAGUUACUGGAGAAAUGAUUAUGUACGAAGAAACAAAUAAAACGAAUGAAUGGAAAAAGGAACUUUUAGAAGGAUCAAGGAAACCAGGUCGGCCAAAACUUAACCAUAACGACAUUAACAUAAAUACAACAUCUGAGGAUAUAGAACUUUUAAAUAAUUAAAUUAAACAGAUUUUAAUAUAUGAAAAGACAAUAUAAAUUAUGUACAAAUCAAUUUGAAUGAAUGGUUUUCUAUUAAAAGGCGAUA